Molecule: messenger RNA, 550 nt
Organism: Fusarium redolens
Lineage: Eukaryota; Fungi; Ascomycota; Sordariomycetes; Hypocreales; Nectriaceae
Exons: 1
Coding region: 209-496 (95 amino acids)
Source: RefSeq, a predicted model, not a curated record
UUAGCGUUAAGCCAUUAACUAUCGCCAACCUCUGGACUGUCAGCACAAGAUAUGUUGCUGUGUAGUUGCCAGAGUCAUCCAAGCAGCCAAUUGAUAUUACUUGUCGGUCCAAAAGACCUGACUUCAUUCCGAAAUGAAAUAGCCAUCCAUACUCGUGAUUUAGUUGUUCGACAGCUUCCGAUUACCAACUUUAGACUCAGCCCUGCUGAUGAUGAGACUCUUGAUGGCUCUCCGUGUAACGGUUCAAGUGUUCACAACUUCAGGCGCUCCAAGUUCAAGGGUCAGCUUCAGAAACCUAGUCCAUUUCAUAGGACAUAGGCGCGCGCAGCCCAUCCCGUCACUCGGGAGACAUACACACGACAAGGGUUAUAGUAACCCCACGAAACACCUACACUUUUCCCUUGUCAUCUUGCUGCAUCUCGACGUUUACUCGGAUGUAGCGGAAGAUGGGUUCUCGUUGAGGGUUUACACAAAGGAAACCGUUUGUGGCCAUUGAGCGAAUCAAUAAUCAAUUAGACCAAUUUAGCGCGGCAAGCCUCAUCGUCAUGAG